Molecule: messenger RNA, 6687 nt
Organism: Bacillus rossius redtenbacheri
Lineage: Eukaryota; Metazoa; Arthropoda; Insecta; Phasmatodea; Bacillidae
Gene: Taf1
Product: transcription initiation factor TFIID subunit 1
Exons: 29
Coding region: 202-5874 (1890 amino acids)
Biological process (GO): RNA polymerase II preinitiation complex assembly; transcription by RNA polymerase II; DNA-templated transcription initiation
Cellular component (GO): transcription factor TFIID complex
Molecular function (GO): DNA binding; TBP-class protein binding; histone acetyltransferase activity
Source: RefSeq, a predicted model, not a curated record
UUAUUUUGUUAGUUAUCGUGCGUCUGUGCAUUCGCAUAUCGUGUUUGUUUGGGUACAUUUAGGAUUCAAUUAGUUUAUGUAAUUGUCUUUUGAAACAGACAUGGACAAAAAUUUAAUAAUUCUCUUUUACAUACUGUGUAUAUGUUUUCACACAAUGGAUGGACCGAAAUAAUCUUUUCUUGAUAACUUUUUUAUUCGGCGAUGGCGGACAGCGACGAGGAGCAGAACGGCGGCGGGGAGGGGGAGGUGGAGGCGGAGGACGGGCGGGCGCCCCGCGUCGGCAUCAACCUGGCCGGCUUCCUGUUCGGCAACAUUGACGAGUCGGGCCAGCUGGAGAACGACGUGUUCGACAGCGAGUGCAAGCGCCACCUGGCGUACCUGGCGGGCUCGGAGCUGCGGUCGCUGCUGCGCGAGGUGAUCGAGGAGGACCGGGCGGAGCGCCGCUCGGGGAGCGACUCGGAGGGGGAGCGAGACCCCGGGGCGGUCCGGCCGCAGGAGCCGCCCGCCGACUACGACGUGAAGUCGCCGUCUGCCGUGGACUACUCGGACAUCACGGAGCUGGCGGACGACGACUGCCUGGGGGGAGCGCGGCCGAGGGCGGAGGACGGGACGGACUACGACGCGGACGAUGAGGGCGCCGGCGCGAGGGCGGACUCCCAGCUCAUGCCCCCGCCCCGGCAGCCCCCCUCGGAUGGGGACAUGUCGGCCGAGAGCCAGGCGGAGAGGAGGCGGCGGCUGGAGACCCCGCUGGCGGCCAUGCUGCCGUCCAAGUACGCCGAGGUCGACGUCACUGAGCUUUUCCCGGACUUCCGCAUCGACAAGGUGCUGCGUUUCUCGCGGCUGUUCGGGCCGGGCAAGCCCACCAGCCUGCCGCAGAUCUGGCGCAGCGUGCGCAAGCGCCGGCGCCGGCGCAAGCAGCAGCACGACCACUCCGACUCGGGCUCGGACCAGGAGGUGCAGCGCGACCGCCGGCGCGGCUGGUGCCUGGACUACGCCCCGCCGCCCCCGCCCGAGAUGCGCCAGCCCGACGACGAGGCGAAGCUGCUGUGCCCCGCGGAGGACAAGUCGCAGGGCGGCAAGCAGGACCGCGGGGACAGCAACGACAUGGGGCCCCGGGUCGCGGACUGGCGCUUCGGCCCCGCCCAGGUGUGGUACGACAUGCUGGAGGUCCCGGAGACCGGCGACGGCUUCAACUACGGCUUCAAGCUCAGGGAGAAGGUGAGCGACGACGAAGACAACCGGGACUCGAGUCGUUUUCCGGACGACGCGUUCCUCAUGGUCUCGCAGCUCCACUGGGAGGACGAGGUCAUCUGGAACGGAGAGGACAUCAAGCACAAGGUGAUGCAGAAGCUGAACUGCAAGACGAACGCGGCCGGCUGGGUCCCCAGCAGCAGCAACCGCACCGCGCAGGCGUUCAGCCAGCCGGGCAAGGGCCUGCCCAACAUCGUGGGCGGCGCCGUGCGCCUGGCCUCCGCGCAGAUGGUCGGCGCGGCCGCCCUCGGCAAGCACUCCAAGUCGCAGAUGUUGCCAAGCAAGCACCAGCCGCGCGGCGACGACAACGGCGACGACACCUGGUACUCCAUCUUCCCGGUGGAGAACGAGGAGCUGGUGUACGGCUCGUGGGAGGACGAGGUGAUCUGGGACUGCGAGAACAUGUCGCACAUGCCCAAGCCCAAGAUCCUGACGCUGGACCCCAACGACGAGAACAUCGUGCUGGGGGUGCCGGACGACGUGGACCCCGCCAAGCAGCGCGGGGACGCCGCCGCGCCCGCCAAGGUCAAGAUCCCGCACCCGCACGUCAAGAAGAGCAAGAUCCUGCUGGGCAAGGCGGGCGUCAUCAACGUCAUGGAGGAGGACGCCCCGCCGCCACCGCCCAAGUCCCCGGACCGCGACCCCUUCAACGUGUCCAACGACAGGUAUUACAUGCCUCGCUCGUCCGAGUCGUCACUGCGGCUGAAGGUGGGCGGGGGGAACCUGAUCCAGCACUCGACGCCCGUGGUGGAGCUGCGGGCGCCCUUCGUGCAGACGCACAUGGGCCCCAUGCGGCUGCGCAACUUCCACCGCCCGCCCAUGAAGCGCUUCUCGCACGGCGCGCUGGCCCACCCGGGCCCGCACCCCGUGCUGCCCCUGCUCAAGCACAUCCGGAAGAAGGCCAAGCAAAGGGAGCAGGAGCGCGCGGCGUCCGGCGGAGGGGACGUGUUCUUCAUGCGCACGGCGGAGGACCUCACGGGCAAGGACGGAGACGUGGUGCUGGUGGAGUUCUGUGAGGAGCACCCGCCCCUCAUCAACCAGGUGGGAAUGUGCUCCAAGAUCAAGAACUACUACAAGCGCAAGGCGGGCAAGGACCAGGGUCCGCAGGAGUACAAGUACGGGGAGAUCGCGUACGCCCACACGUCGCCCUUCCUGGGGCACCUGCCCCCGGGCCAGUCCAUCCAGGCCGUCGAGAACAACAUGUACCGCGCCCCCAUCUACGAGCACCGGGUGCUCGAGACGGACUUCCUCGUCAUCAGGACCAGGCAGCAGUACCACGUGAGGGAGAUAGACGCCCUCUUCGUAGCGGGCCAGGAGUGCCCCCUGUACGAGGUCCCAGGGCCGAACUCCAAGCGUGCCAACAACUUCGUCAGGGACUUCUUGCAGGUGUUCAUAUACCGCCUGUUCUGGAAGAGCAGGGACCUGCCCCGCAGGAUCAAGAUGGAUGACAUCAAGAAGGCGUUCCCCUCCCACUCGGAGAGCAGCAUCAGGAAGCGGUUGAAGCUGUGCGCGGACUUCAAGAGAACAGGCAUGGACUCAAACUGGUGGGUGAUCAAGCCCGACUUCCGCCUGCCGACGGAGGAGGAGAUCCGGGCCAUGGUCUCCCCGGAGCAGUGCUGCGCCUACUUCAGCAUGAUCGCCGCGGAGCAGCGGCUGAAGGACGCGGGCUACGGGGAGAAGUUCCUGUUCACGCCGCAAGAGGACGACGACGAGGAGAUGCAGCUGAAGAUGGACGACGAGGUGAAGGUGGCCCCGUGGAACACGACGCGGGCCUACAUCCAGGCCAUCAAGGGCAAGUGCCUGCUGCAGCUGACGGGCCCCGCCGACCCCACGGGCUGCGGCGAGGGCUUCUCCUACGUCCGCGUGCCCAACAAGCCCACCCAAAGCAAGGAGGAGCAGGAGGCGCAGCCCAAGAGGACGGUGACGGGAACGGACGCCGACCUGCGCAGGCUGUCGCUCAACAACGCCAAGGCGCUGCUCAGGAAGUUCGGCGUCCCGGAGGAGGAGAUCAAGAAGCUGUCCCGCUGGGAGGUGAUCGACGUGGUGCGCACUCUGUCCACGGAGAAGGCCAAGGCGGGGGAGGAGGGCAUGACCAAGUUCUCCCGAGGCAACCGCUUCUCCAUCGCGGAGCACCAGGAGAGGUACAAGGAAGAAUGUCAGCGCAUAUUCGACCUCCAGAACAGGGUGCUGUCGUCCAACGAGGUGCUGUCGACAGACGAAGAAGAGAGCUUCGAUGAAGACAGCUCCGACAUAGAGGAGAUGGGGAAGAACAUAGAGAACAUGCUGUCGAACAAGAAGACCAGCUCCCAGCUGUCGCUGGAGAAGGAGGAGCAGGAGCGGCAGGAACUGCGGAAGAUGAUAAUGGGGGACGGGGCGGACGGCGACCAGCGCAAGGGCAACAAGGACAAGAAGAAGGAAGACGACGACAACCAGUCCUUCACGGGGUACACCUCGCAGGCCGGGAGGGUCCUGAAGAUCUACCGCACGUUCCGCAACGCGGAGGGCAAGGAGUACACCCGGGUGGAGCUGGUGCGCAAGGGCCCCGUCAUCGACGCCUACACCAAGAUCCGCUCCACCAAGGACGAGGCGUUCAUCCGGCAGUUCGCCACGCUGGACGAGCAGCUGAAGGAGGAGAUGAAGCGGGAGAAGCGGCGGAUCCAGGAGCAGCUGCGGCGCAUCAAGCGCAACCAGGAGCGGGAGCGGUCGCUGGGCGGGCACGUGCGCCCGCACCACUACCAGCACCGCGGGGAGCCGCCCGGGGGGGACGGCGGCGGCCGGCCGGCCCACCACCUGCACCCGUCCUCGUCGCACCACCACCACCACCACCGCCGCCACCACCACCACCACCACGGCGGCGCCGGCUCCUCCUCCCAGCACGCCCACGCCAUCACGCCCAAGAGGAAGAAGCCCAAGCUCAAGCCCGACCUCAAGCUCAAGUGCGGCGCCUGCGGCAACGUGGGGCACAUGCGGACCAACAAGGCGUGCCCGCUGUACCAGUCGUCGGCGCCCCCGCCGCCCAUGAACGUGGCCAUGACGGAGGAGCAGGAGGAGGAGAUAGAGCGGGAGCUCAACACGGACGACGAGGACCUGGUCAACGUGGACGGCACCAAGGUCAAGCUGUCCAGCAAGCUCAUCAAGCACGCGGAGGAGAUGAAGCGGCGCACCCUGCUGCUCAAAGUCCCCAAGGACGCGGUGAACUCGCGCAAGCGCCGGCGCGCGGUCAGCGAGAUGCACUGCGACUACCUGAAGCGGCAGCAGCGGCCGGCCAACCGCCGCCGCACGGACCCUGUCGUGGUGCUCUCCACCAUCCUCGAGUCCAUCCUGAACGAGAUGCGAGACCUUCCCGACGUCCAGCCGUUCCUCUUCCCCGUCAACGCCAAGAUCGUGCCGGACUACUACAAGAUCGUGACGCGGCCCAUGGACCUGCAGACCAUCCGCGAGAACCUGCGGCAGAAGAAGUACCAGAGCCGGGAGGAGUUCCUGGCCGACGUCAACCAGAUAGUCGAGAACUCCACCCUGUACAACGGCGCCAAGAGCUCUCUGACGGUGGCGGCGCGCCGCAUGCUGGGGCUGUGCGCGGACCGCCUGGGCGAGAAGGAGGAGCGGCUCAUGCGGCUGGAGAAGGCCAUCAACCCGCUGCUGGACGACGACGACCAGGUGGCCCUGUCCUUCAUCCUGGACAGCGUGGUCAGCAACAAGCUCAAGGCCAUGUCCGAGUCGUGGCCCUUCCUCAAGCCCGUCAACAAGAAGCUGGUCAAGGACUACUACAGCGUGGUGCGCCACCCCAUGGACCUGGAGACCGUCGCCAAGAAGGUGGCGAGUCACAAGUAUCACAACCGCCACGAGUUCCUGGCCGACAUAGAGCGGAUCCUGCAGAACUGCGUGCUGUACAACGGCAAGGACUCCACGUACACGCAGAAGGCCGAGACGCUGGUGAAGGUGUGCCGCGCCACGCUGGAAGAGUACGGGGACCACCUGGCGCAGCUGGAGCGCAGCAUCAGCCUGGUGCAGGAGCGCGCCCUGGAGCAGGCAGACGAGGACUCCCUGGGCCUCGGCGGGGACGGGGACGGCGAGGAGGAGAACUACACCAUAGCCGAGCCCGAGCAGCACAGCCAGACCAGCUCCCCGGACAACCCCUUCGGCAAGUCGCACCUGGACGACUACGACUUCGUGGACGUGGAGGGGGAUCUGGAGAACGACCCGGGCUCCCGCCAGAUCAAGAAGGACGUGCUGGAGGAAGACCUGCAGUUCAGCAGCGAGGAGGACCUGGAGGACAACCCCCUGUCGGAGGUGGAGCCGCUGCCCGACGACGACAGCCAGCAGGCGGCAGAGGCCAUGGUGCAGCUGGGCAACCUGGGCUACUACCCCUCCUCCGCCGCCGCCGUCGCGCAGCAGCAAGACGAGAGCAUGGACGUGGACCCCAACUACGACCCGUCGGACUUCCUGCUGCAGGGGCUGCCGCGGCAGCGGGCGGGGGCGGGGGCGGCGGCCGUGCACGGCGACCUGGAGGUCAGCGAGUCGGAGGACGAGGGCCCCGCCCCCCCGGGCCCCGCCCCCGCCCCGCCCCCUCCCGACCCGCCCAGGCCCGACGAUGAGGACGACGCCGGCGGCCUGUGGUUCUGAGCCCGCCCCUCGACGCGCCCGGUGCUGCCUGGUGCUGUCCGGUACUGUCCGGUGCUGCCCGGUGCUGCCCGGUGCUGCCCGGUGCUGCCCGGUGCUGCCCGGUACUGUCCGACACUCGUCCAGAACACUGCAGAACCCUGGACUCUUACUGUUCAAUUGUGGUUUCAUUCGUGUUCUCAUCACCAGCACUUCAGUGACAAUCAAGGCACUUUAUUCUGUUAUCAGUGGUAUUGUUCAUAUUGAGGUACACUUGCAAAAGAAUAUUACUAUCAGCACUGAGUUUGAUAGGGGGACUGUAUCUUGAACAUGUUGUAAUAACGUUGGCGUUUUAUCAUUAAUAAUUUUGUCACCAGCAAUUCGGGUUCUUGGCACUGCUGGUAUGUACUUACAAUAUUUUCUUGUACAACUCAAGUAGGCGAUGGGCGAAGGAAAGUCGGUUUUGGAGUUAUUGUUUCCGUUUUGUCUGGUGUGGAACAUCGUUACGUAUGUGUUGUUUUCUUAGUUUUUUGUACCCCCCCACAACUUGUGACUAGAAUGCUUUCAAACAGGUAACUGUGGAUGCUGUGCAAGCGUGCUGAUUAAGUAUUUUGUUGCUUGAAGUGAUUUUGUUGAAUCAUUUUGCGUCCGGUUGAUUCCUGUGUGUGUGCGUGGUUCUGCCGAUGGGAUUUCAGUGCUUCUUUUAAGCAGCGUUCUGAAAGGACUAGUGAUAUGAUUUUUUUUUUGUAAUGUGAUUUAAAAAUAAACUACAUAUAUACAAAGGCAUUGUGUAUAGUAGAAAUUGUAAAUAAAUUGGUGUAAAUAAUUUUAAAAAUA